UCACAAAUGUACUGCUUAUUCUGAGCUCUGAAGUUGAACACAUACUGCAUAGUGAUUUAAACCAUUGUUGCAUUGUGAGUCUAAUGUGUGCAUUAUUGUAUCCACCCUUGUUUGCAGAAUUUAGCAGUGCGCUUUUAGUUUGGUAGUAGGUGCACGCUAACGAGGACUGCUAUUAAACUAUAAGUAGCCUAGCAUCGCCAGGAAGUAUCGUGCCGUUAGGUACCGUUAGGUUACAGCUGUCUACACAGCUGAAGACUAUUCGGUAUUUAAACUUACAAACUAUAAGGAAGCACCGUUGGUGAAAGUCUAUUUCAGCUUGUCGAUUAGCUCGCAAUAUUAGUUAAACCACAGAGUUACCUAUCGUUAUCUCAGCUAACGUCCCCAGUCUUUCGACAAGGAAACGUUUAGCUAACAAGCGAGCUGGAGUUCCAGAUUUCAGGAUGGACACACUCCAAAGCAGCCACACAUGUUCCUUUUUUUCAAAUGAGGAUGUCCGUGCAAUUGAAGAUGCAGUCAGAGCAGCGAUUAAGGUAGUCCUGAAAGUGUUUUGUACCAUAAAUAACAACAAAGUACAAGGAUACCACAAGAAGAUGGCAGCUAAGGACAAAGAGAACGAAGUGCUGCGAAUUCGAAUGGAGAGGGCAGAAAGAGAACUGAUCACUUUGCGUCGAUUCAGACGCUCGGUCGAGCAGUGUGGCGCUAACGUUACCAUGGACUCCAAUGGAGAUGGCAGCUUCGGUCACGACUCUGGUCUUUCGUCAGAAGAUAACGGCAAGCAGCGUUUAUGCGUGUCGCCAGAAGUGGACGAUGAGCACAAAGAUGUUCUCAGUCAAUGUAUGUGGAAGACAGAGUUUGUAAGAUCAUAUGAGGGGAUGGAUUCCGGUGUACAUGCCCAGGAUAGGGAGGCUACAGAAUGUGGUGUGGAGGGCUUCACAGAGUCAGACCUAAAUCCCCAGGAACCCAGCGAGAGGGCUGUUAGCCCUGUCCUGUUGCAGGACCAGCCAACUGGGCAGCCAGAGACUGGCAGGAAACUGUCAGCCAGCCCAGUCACUCCCCUUGAGGUGAAAGAGGAGCCCCUCGACUUGGACACAGUCUAUAUCAAGUGGGAAGUGUCUGAGGAGAGCAUCGGGAGGGAAGGGGGCUGCCCCAUGUCCAAGUGUGUGCUGGGGAAAGAGUGUGAAGUCUAUCCAAGACCCUCACCAUUCAUCCCGUUAUCCCAGCACAGAGCUGUGGGGACCCAGAACAGCAUCUUUUGGCCCUCAGAGCAGUCAGAAGAGAGACUGAACAACUCAGCAUCAUACCUGCAAAAGAGGCUUUCAAAUCGAGAGAGGCAGCAGCGGUACAGAGACAGGAUCCGAGCUGACCCUGAGAGACAGCGUGUCUUCAGAGAAAGGGACAGAAGCAGGUACCAGAAGAGGAGAAAACUCAUUUGUGACCUGCCGGAACACACCCAGAAACUCAAGAGGGAGGCCUGGAGGGAAGCGGCCAGACGCCAUCGUGCCCGGAAAAAAAUCUUCACACAAACUCUUGCAUGUACCUCUGCACAAAGCACUGGAACAAUAGGUCACUGUACUGUGGAAUCCACAGGAAAGUUGGAGGAAUGGCAUUAAGGUGGCCCAUUGUGGGACUUUUGUGUGGAGUAGGGGGUCAGGACACUGCCUGUGAACACAGGGUUUGGGUUAGUCCUUUUGGUAGUCCUGAGUUCCCUUGUACCAUUGAUGAUCAUGGCAAGAUAAUGUAAGGUCAUUUUGUCUGUGUUAUUACCUUGUGUUUGCUUGUAGAAUUCCAUUGUUCCAUGAAGAUGACUGU
Molecule: messenger RNA, 1809 nt
Organism: Megalops cyprinoides (Indo-Pacific tarpon)
Lineage: Eukaryota; Metazoa; Chordata; Actinopteri; Elopiformes; Megalopidae
Exons: 4
Coding region: 441-1610 (389 amino acids)
Source: RefSeq, a predicted model, not a curated record